AUGGACGAAUAUCAGAAAGACCAGGCAUCCCAUGGCGAUCCUAAAGAAUUAUCUACAGCUGUCAGCAACACCGAAGGGGAGAUGGUGGAAACCACAUCCAGCAGCCACCAAAAUCUCCGGCGUGAGUUCAAGUCUCGUCAGGUCAACAUGCUCGCCAUUGCCGGAGCGAUAGGCACCGGCCUGAUCAUCGGCUCGGGCCAGGGACUCGCUCGAGGUGGUCCAGCAAGCCUACUCAUCGCCUAUAUCGUCACCGGUGCUAUCAUCUACUUCACCAUGUCGGCCUUGGGUGAGAUGGCAUCAUUUCUCCCCAUGGAUCAAGGCUUCAACGGCUAUGCUACUCGCUUUGUUGACCCUGCCUUAGGGUUUGCCACGGGUUGGAAUUACUUUUUCAAAUAUGCCAUCGUUCUGGCCAACAAUCUGACUGCCGCCGGACUCAUCAUCCAAUAUUGGAGACCAGACUUGAAUGUCGGCAUCUGGGUGGCUGUGUUUGCGGUGGUCAUCGUCACCCUCAAUGUCUUUCAUGUCAGCAACUUUGGCGAAGCCGAAUUCGUUCUCUCGUCCCUCAAAAUCAUCACUCUUCUGGUGGUUAUUUUGACCUGUCUCAUCGUGGCACUCGGCGGAGGCCCUUCGGGGGAACGAACGGGGUUCCGCUACUGGAAUCAUCCCGGGGCUUUCGCAGAGUACCUCCAACCCGGUGCGCUGGGCAGAUUCCUCGGGUUCUGGGCCUGUAUGGUACAGUCGUGCUUUGCAUAUACUGGGACCGAAGUGGUGGGUGCCGCGUUCGCAGAAACACCCAAUCCUAGACGCAAUGUCCCCCGAGCCAUCCGACAAACCCUCUGGCGCAUUGGUGUUUUCUACGUUGGAGGCGUCCUUGUUCUGGGCAUGGCUGUCCCUUACGACAAUGAUAGACUGGUUGGAGCGACCAAGGCAAAGACUAGCGCAGCAGCGUCUCCUUUUGUCAUUGCCAUCCAGCUCGCAGGGAUCAAAGUCCUCCCCGAUAUCAUUAAUGCCUCCCUCUUGGUGUUUGUCAUCAGUGCGGCGAAUACUGACAUUUACGUUGGCGCUCGAACCCUCUAUUCCCUGGCCAAAGACAAACAGGCUCCACAAAUAUUUACCUACACCACAGCACGUGGUGUACCCAUCUAUGGCGUGGCAGCGACUUCAGUGUUCGCAUCGCUCGCAUUUAUGAACGUGUCGAAAGCGGCUUCGACCGUGUUCGGGUACUUUGUCAGUCUAGUCACCGUUUUCGGCACCAUCAACUGGAUCAACAUCCUCCUCUCCUAUAUCGGAUUCAGCCGCGGCAUGCAGGCUCAAGGCAUCUCCCGGGCUGAGCUGGCUUACCGAGGGCCUUUGCAACCGUAUGGCGCGUGGUUCGCCUUGUUCAUGACUGUGGUCAUCACAUUCUUCAAUGGAUAUAACGCAUUCAUACCUCACUUCACGCUCUCGACUUUCAUGACAUGCUAUAUCGGCAUUGCAGUAUACCUGGUCAAUAUCGCUGGGUGGAAGAUCACAUGGCGCACCAAAAGGGUGCGGGCCAUGCUGAUGGAUCUGACAACAGACAGGAAGAAGUUCGAGGAGGUGGCAUUACAGGAAGAGGCAGAAAGGCAAGGCAAACCCGGGAUGCUCCAGAGAAUGUUUCAUGGUGGCAGCAGCGGGACUGGCAAAUGGUCCCUAGGGUCGGCAAUGCGUCGGAGAUGA
This is a messenger RNA of Capronia epimyces CBS 606.96, 1698 nucleotides long. RefSeq lists its product as uncharacterized. The record is from RefSeq and is a predicted model, not a curated record. Gene Ontology annotation, biological process: amino acid transmembrane transport. The coding region runs from base 1 to 1698 and encodes 565 amino acids. Gene Ontology annotation, cellular component: membrane. Gene Ontology annotation, molecular function: amino acid transmembrane transporter activity. The transcript has 5 exons. Lineage: Eukaryota; Fungi; Ascomycota; Eurotiomycetes; Chaetothyriales; Herpotrichiellaceae.